Triticum aestivum (bread wheat) is the source of this 3086-nucleotide messenger RNA. RefSeq names its product pentatricopeptide repeat-containing protein At3g16010. Gene Ontology annotation, molecular function: protein binding. Lineage: Eukaryota; Viridiplantae; Streptophyta; Magnoliopsida; Poales; Poaceae. Bases 175 to 2061 code for a protein of 628 amino acids. The transcript has 4 exons. The record is from RefSeq and is a predicted model, not a curated record.
UGAGCUCGUCAACAAACUCGCAUCAGUGAUGCCCGGGUUGGGCUCCCAGCCCCACGGCCCAAAUCUGACGCCACCUACAUCCUGCAGGGCCCGUUCGUAACCCCUGCGCCUAUCCCCACCCACUCCUCUUCCUCGCCCGCCGUAUCGUAAGCCGCCGGCCGCCGGCCGCCGAAGAUGGCGCGCCUCCUCGCCGUCCGGGGCAUCUCCUCGUCGCCGCACCUCGCGUGGAGGGUAAAACAAACAGAGAAUGAGAUUGUUCAGAUGUUCCAGCCCCCAGUUCGUCGGAGUGAGGAGGCAGUAGCAACCACUGGACCAAGGUACACGCAUUCCAUACGAGUCAUGGAUGAGAGGUUCAUUAGGAUCCUGAAGAUAUUCAAGUGGGGCCCUGAUGCUGAGAAGGCGUUGGAGGUAUUAAUGAUGAAAGUUGAUCACUGGUUGGUAAGAGAGGUUAUGAAAACCGAUGUUGGGGUCAGUGUGAAGAUGCAAUUUUUCAGAUGGGCAGCAAGGAAGAGGAAUUAUGAACACGACACAUCUACCUACAUGGCAUUGAUACGUUGUUUAGAGGUAGUAGAGCAGUAUGGUGAAAUGUGGAAAAUGAUCCAAGAAAUGGUACGUAAUCCUGUGUGUGUUGUCACGCCGAUGGAGCUAUCAGACAUCAUCCGGAUGCUGGGGAAUGCCAAGAUGAUCAGUAAGGCAGUUGCAAUCUUUUACCAAAUCAAGGCACGAAAGUGUCAACCCACUGCUCAGGCAUAUAAUAGCAUGAUAAUCAUGUUAAUGCAUGAGGGGGAGUAUGAGAAAGUGCAUGAACUUUACAAUGAGAUGAGCAACGAGGGCCAAUGCUUCCCAGACACCGUGACUUACAGUGCACUCAUUUCUGCUUUCUGCAAACUUGGUCGCCAGGAUUCAGCAAUUUGGUUGUUGAAUGAGAUGAAGGACAAUGGAAUGCAGCCAACUGCUAAGAUAUAUACCAUGCUAAUGGCUUUGCUCUUUAAAUUGGACAAUGUUCAUGGAGCAUUGAGUUUGUUUGAAGAGAUGAGGCAUCAGUACUGCCAACCAGAUGUGUUUACUUACACUGAAUUAAUUAGGGGACUUGGUAAAGCUGGGAGAUUUGAUGAAGCAUAUAACUUCUUCUAUGAAAUGCGACGAGAAGGCUGCAGGCCAGACACAGUUCUUAUGAAUAAUAUGAUAAAUUUCUUGGGCAAGGCUGGUCGUUUGGAUGAUGCUAUGAAGUUGUUUGAGGAGAUGGAGACAUUAAGGUGUAUUCCUAGCGUGGUGACCUACAACACUAUAAUAAAAGCACUUUUUGAAUCUAAAUCCCGGAUUUCUGAGAUUUCAUCAUGGUUCGAGAGAAUGAAGGAAAGUGGAAUCUCCCCUAGUCCAUUCACCUACUCAAUCUUGAUUGAUGGAUUCUGCAAAACCAACAGGACGGAGAAGGCUAUGAUGCUGCUGGAGGAGAUGGAUGAAAAGGGCUUCCCUCCAUGUCCAGCGGCAUAUUGCAGCCUGAUUGAUGCUCUUGGAAAAGCCAAACGGUAUGAUCUUGCACACGAGCUAUUUCAGGAGCUAAAAGAAAAUUGUGGCUCCUCUAGUGCUCGAGUGUAUGCGGUUAUGAUAAAACACUUAGGGAAGGCUGGACGGCUUGAUGAUGCUGUAGAUCUGUUUGAUGAGAUGAACAGACUUGGUUGCACUCCUAAUGUUUAUGCUUACAACGCCCUCAUGUCCGGAUUGGCAAGAGCAGGCAUGCUUGAUGAAGCCCUUACUACAAUGAGAAGAAUGCAAGACCAUGGGUGUAUUCCUGAUAUCAAUUCAUACAAUAUUAUCCUGAAUGCACUGGCAAAAACAGGAGGUCCUGAUCGUGCAAUGGGGAUGCUUUCUAAUAUGAAACAGUCUGCAAUAAAACCAGAUGCUGUGUCAUAUAAUACUGUUCUUGGUGCCUUGAGUCAUGCAGGCAUGUUUGAGGAGGCAGCUAAAUUGAUGAAAGAGAUGAAUGCGUUAGGAUUUGACUAUGAUCUUAUUACAUAUUCAUCUAUACUUGAGGCGAUUGGAAAAGUUGAUCAAGAAUGAACUAAACAUGUUUUUGUGCAGCUCUGCAACUCUUCGAUAUAAAAAGCUUCCUUUUGUGCCACUCAAGUGAACUGUUACUUGGUAAAAUCAUGGAGGACAGCAGUGAGUCAACCGUAGAAGAAUCACUUUUCUCCAUUAAGAUGUGAGGGCUGUUGCUGAAAAGUUGAGACCGUUUGGUGAAAAGUUAACUACUGUAUGUUGAGAGUUCUUUCUUUAGCAAUCACAAGUGGAGUGUGCAUGCUACAAUUCCUGAAGUUACGGUACGUGUUGUCGUGUUUGUGUGGGUAAACCAAAUAUUUUCAGGUGUUAUAUUACAGUCAGAAUAUAUGAAUCCAAAAUCAAAGAUAUGGUAGGCGUCCCCAUUUCUCCUCUCUGUAUACGUAGCUUUCCGAACUUCCUUUCCCUUGUUGAAAAAUAUAGCUUUUCCAGAUUUAUACGGCGAGAAAACAUUUUCUUAUUUCCCCGGUGUGUGUUGUAGUUUGGCAGCAUUUUUCACACUUUUCUCUUUCACCGGAACUCUGUGGAUUCUGACAAUACUUGCAGGCUUCCAAAUUUGGCAUAGCCGGCAAAUGUGCCUAAUCUUUCCAGCUAAUGUGUGCACAGGGGCUUACCUGUGGGCUGCCAUUGCUUCAUUGCUUAGUGUUUGAAGCCUUCCGAAACCAGCAAAGAACCGGCAAAGCAAAAAACAUGGUAGGCCAAGUCCAGAAUCGAGAUAUCGUCCAAAUGACCAACUCAGAACUAACAGCACGUGAAUGUGUCUUUGGCGUCUGUAAAAUUUAUGUCACUAUAGAAGCUUCUAUGGCGUUUGUAAGAAAUGGUGUUACCAUAAAAGCUACUGUGGUCUUUGCUCAGAUAGGGUUUCAGAUCAACAGGGUUACUGAAAAAAAUGGUGUUACUAUCCGCUUCUUGCUCAUGCGGAUUUCAUACCUGCCCAUAACAGGGCUCACAGUCAGCAAGGCUGAUGCUUUUGCUGGGCAUCUGGAACCUAUCCUUUUGGGGGUUUUCGUUUCUGCAACAGGAUGCUA